Eremothecium sinecaudum is the source of this 1503-nucleotide messenger RNA. Its product is annotated as putative Xaa-Pro dipeptidase. Gene Ontology annotation, molecular function: manganese ion binding; metalloaminopeptidase activity. The record is from RefSeq and is a predicted model, not a curated record. The transcript has a single exon. NCBI's taxonomy places the organism in Eukaryota, Fungi, Ascomycota, Saccharomycetes, Saccharomycetales, Saccharomycetaceae. Bases 1 to 1503 code for a protein of 500 amino acids.
AUGUUUCAUUCUCUCAAACAACUAACCUAUAAAGCAUUCACUUCUAGAAAUUUUGUUACCGCCGAAACAGGAGGGGAAACUUCUAGUGAAGAAUUGCUUUCUAAAAAGUAUCCUGCAAAAGCUCAUAAUUGUACUGUAAAACUCAACUUAAAAUCUAGGAAGACUAACCUAGAGCUAGAAAAAACUGCAGUAUAUAUUGCAGGAGAAGCAUUAGAACCGAUCAAGUAUUCAGAUCAAACGAAAGCGUUUAGGCAAAACAGAUACUUUUUCUACCUUUCUGGGUGUGAAAUACCAUCAUGUUCGCUUCUUUUUGACUUUAAAACUGAUAAAUUGACUCUAUACUUGCCUAAUGUUGAUGAAGAAUCCAUUUUGUGGUCUGGAAAGCCUAUUUCUUUAAAAGAAGCCGCUGAAAGGUACGAUGUUGACGAGGUUCUCUACGAGUCCAGUAUUGCUAAAGAUUUAAAGGCAUUGAAGAAUUAUGCGAUAUACACCACCGACACGGAUAAUGUUAAAGACCGGUCUAUUAAAAAGCUCUUGAUUGAGAAGGAUCCUGAUUUCUUUUUCGCGUUAGAUGAAGCCAGGAUGAUAAAAGAUGAUUAUGAGAUUGCACUUCUUAGAAAAGCUUGUAAAAUAACUGAUAAUUGCCACUUAGCUGUAAUGUCCUCACUUCCAAUUGAGAAAAAUGAAAUGCAUCUCCAUGCCGAGUUUACCUAUAACGCUAUCCGUCAAGGUUCCAAGACACAAGGUUAUGACCCAAUUUGCUGUUCGGGUACCAACUGCAGCACCUUACAUUAUACCAAAAAUGAUGAACCUUUUGCAGAUAGGCGUUCAGUUUUAAUCGAUGCCGGUGCAGAGUGGAAAAACUAUACCGCGGACGUGACGAGAUGCUUCCCUAUAAAUGGACAAUGGGAAAAGGAACAUCUUGAAAUCUAUGAAACUGUUUUAGAUAUGCAACUUCAGGUGAUGAAAGCAAUAGCUCCAGGAGUCCUCUGGGAUACUCUUCAUAUAUUGGCACACAAAGUGCUAAUUGAACGCUUCUUAAAAUUAGGUAUCUUUAAAUCAAGCUACUCAGUUGAGGAGAUAUUAAAACGAAAGGCAUCCGUAGCAUUUUUCCCACAUGGGUUAGGCCACCUAUUAGGGUUAGACACACAUGAUGUUGGUGGCCAACCUAACUAUGACGAUCCAGAUCCUUUAUUAAAAUAUUUGAGGCUGCGUAGGGCAUUACAGAAGGGCAUGGUUGUCACCAAUGAACCCGGUUGUUACUUCAAUAAGUUUUUAAUUGAAAGGUUCUUGGAACAACACCCAGAGCGCCUUGAGGUUGUCGAUGUAAAGACUAUGGAAAAGUAUAUGCAUAUUGGAGGGGUCAGGAUUGAGGAUGAUGUUCUAGUUACGUCUACAGGACAUGAAAAUUUGACCAAAGUUACAAAGGACCCUGAUGAGAUAGCACGUAUUGUGCAAAAAGGACUUUCAAAUGGUCAUAGAUUUGUCUACAACCGUAGCUAA